AUGGCCGAAGAAGAACCGCCGCCACCAUCUAGAUCACCAGCCUCAGUGCGGCCCAUGAUUUUAUUAUGGACCCAGAGUUCAAAGCAUAGUUCUCAGCUCGUCACUCAUGGCUUUUUUGAAGGGGGUGGAGAAUUUAUGUUUCAACAGAAUAGGCCAGAUGGUUUAGUGGUUUCGGAGCAGAUAGUGAUGCUUACUCUACGGCCGAGGUUGUCUCCGGCGAGCUUGCUUGAUUCACCGGAAUUCUUUCCUCAUUCUCUGAGGAAGUGGGCGGUACUGAAACUAGAGUCGAAGGAAGGGAUGACGAUGAACCAGAAUCCAUGCAAGGAACAUAAAGAUGAUGGCUAUAGGUGGCACCAAUGUGGCCAAGAGGGUGAUAUCAGAAGCCCUUACCUGAGAAGGCACUACAUAUGUGCAAGCGAGGGCUGCAAAGUCUGA
Fraxinus pennsylvanica is the source of this 435-nucleotide messenger RNA. The record is from the annotation of a GenBank genome assembly. Lineage: Eukaryota; Viridiplantae; Streptophyta; Magnoliopsida; Lamiales; Oleaceae.